AUGAAAUCCAUUCUCUCGUUCCCCUUCUUCGCCGCCGUCGCUUUCGCGACCAGUCGUCUAACUCCGCCGCCGGGAUCGAUUGUGGUGGCUAAAUCGGGAGGCGACUUUGACUCGAUUAGCGCGGCCAUUCAGUCCCUCAACCAGGGCAUCCGCGAGAACCAGACCAUCUUCGUCAAGGCGGGUACCUACAAUGAGCAGGUGUUUAUCCCGGCCAUGAGUGGGCUUCUUACCAUUUAUGGAGAAACCCAGGACAUCCUCUCCUAUUCGGCCAAUACAGUUACCGUCACCUACAAUGCCAGUACGUCGUCGGCAUCGUCAUCCAAGGAUGCCGACACGGCUACCGUCCAGAACGGCGCCGCUUCGACAAGAUUCUAUAAUCUCAACUUCGCCAACAGCCACAGUGCCGGCGAGUCGGCCCUGGCGUUGAGCGCCUCGGGCACUCAGCAAGGAUAUUAUGGAUGCCAGUUCACCGGAAACGAUAACACGAUCCUCACUCAAGUCGGUGGCACACAGGUGUUCGCUAGAUGUCUAAUCCAGGGCACGUCCGACUUUAUCACUGGCCAGUACGCACGUGUGUGGUUCGACGCUGUUGCUAUCAAAGUCCUCCCAAGUUCCGGCCAGGGCUUCAUUACCGCCAACGGCCGGUCCUCGAACGAUGACCCUUCUUACUACGUGAUCAACAACUCCAGCGUUGAGGCAGCACCGUACGACACCGUCAGGUCCGGCAGCUACUAUCUCGGCCGUCCCUUGUCUGAUUUCUCCCGGGUUGUCUUCCAGGAUACAUAUAUGAGCGAGGUGGUCAAUGGUGCCGGCUGGAGCGAGUGGUCCAAGGCAAAGCCCAACACACAGGAUGUCGAUUUCGCCGAAUAUGACAACUCCGGUCCUGGUAGCUUGGGUACGCGGGCGAGCUUCUCGAAAAAGUUGAGCUCGGCUCUCGUCAUUGGUGAUAUUAUCAAUGACGGAUACCAGUCGUGGGUCGACUUGAGCUACUUGUCUUAG
This is a messenger RNA of Penicillium lagena, 999 nucleotides long. Its product is annotated as pectin methylesterase. Gene Ontology annotation, molecular function: pectinesterase activity. The transcript is spliced from 6 exons. The record is from RefSeq and is a predicted model, not a curated record. Bases 1 to 999 code for a protein of 332 amino acids. Gene Ontology annotation, biological process: cell wall modification. Lineage: Eukaryota; Fungi; Ascomycota; Eurotiomycetes; Eurotiales; Aspergillaceae.